GCUGUCGCCCCGCAGGAGGAGCUGCCGCUGCCCCUGGAGCACUUCCUGCAGAGGAUGGCCCGGAGACCCCGACCCCAGCAGUUCUUCGGCCUCAUGGGCAAGCGGGAUGCCGGAUAUGGCCAGAUCUCUCACAAAAGAUCCUCUGAAAGGAGCAUAGCACAGAAUUAUGAACGGAGGCGUAAAUGA
Messenger RNA from Antrostomus carolinensis (chuck-will's-widow), 186 nucleotides. RefSeq names its product tachykinin precursor 1 (gene TAC1). The annotation marks the transcript as partial. Gene Ontology annotation, biological process: tachykinin receptor signaling pathway. NCBI's taxonomy places the organism in Eukaryota, Metazoa, Chordata, Aves, Caprimulgiformes, Caprimulgidae. The transcript has 3 exons. The record is from RefSeq and is a predicted model, not a curated record.